Salvelinus fontinalis (brook trout) is the source of this 5016-nucleotide messenger RNA. RefSeq names its product protein NDRG2-like. Gene Ontology annotation, cellular component: cytoplasm. NCBI's taxonomy places the organism in Eukaryota, Metazoa, Chordata, Actinopteri, Salmoniformes, Salmonidae. Gene Ontology annotation, biological process: signal transduction. The record is from RefSeq and is a predicted model, not a curated record. The transcript has 16 exons. Bases 502 to 1608 code for a protein of 368 amino acids.
CCCGUGAGAGGGGGGGAGCCGAGAGUUAGACGAAGAGCUUUCGCCAAUAUCACAUCGCCAUUUAGUCGUUAGAUAACCAUUGUAGUUGUCAGUUUAGGAUAGUCUUGCAAUUUGAACGCUUUUAUUAAAUAUAUGCUAAAUAUUGGCCUCCUAACGGAUACUUUUCAUAAAAGCAAAGUUGUCCCUCCCCUAAAUCGUAGUAAAGUAACGUUAUCCGUGUCUCUUGAUUGACGGGUCCAUAUUUCUUUUCCUGAAAGAACGGUAAAAAACAUUUUUUUUUUAACUAAAGCCCUGUGAAACUGAAGAACGGUCAGCGAAAAAUAACAGAGGAGGAAGAAAUUGAAAUAUCAAGAAAGAUUGUUGGGAACAUCCGAGGGACAAGUGUGAAAACAAGAAAUUACUGAAAAAGAGACAAGAGUUGUGUCAUUUGCAUAUUUCUUUAGACGUCCUUUUUUUGUCCGAUUUUUUUUUGUUGACUUAGGGACUUGAACAAGUGACGCCAUGACGACGGAGAUGCAGGAGAUCGCCAUCACAGAGGAAAAACCUUUACUUCCUGGUCAGCCCGAUCCUACAAAGGAUGUUGAGGCUGCAGCUCGGAUACUGUUGGACCAGGGCCAGGAACACAGUAUUGAGACUCCACAUGGUCUCCUCCACGUGACUCUCCAUGGAACCUCCAACACACGCCGUCCCGCCAUCCUCACCUUCCACGACGUGGGCCUGGACAGUAAAAGCUGCUUCUCUCCUCUGUUUAAGUUUGAGGAGAUGCAGGAGAUAGUGAAGAACUUUACCCUUGUCCACAUCGAUGCUCCUGGCCAAGAGGAGGGGGCCACCGCCUAUCCUAUGGGAUACCAAUAUCCGUCCAUGGAGCAAAUUGCAGAGAUGAUCCCUGCUGUCCUGACGUAUUUCAAUUUCCGUACUGUCAUCGGAAUUGGAGUGGGAUCUGGUUCUUACAUUCUCUCCAGGUUCACAAUGGCCCAUCCAGACUCAGUUGAAGGUCUGGUUCUCAUCAACAUGGACCCUGAGACCAGAGGGUGGAUGGACUGGGCGGCCCAGAAGAUCACUACCCUGACCUCCUCCCUCACAGAGCAGAUCCUGAGUCAUCUCUUCAGCCAGGAGGAGAUGUCAGCGAAUGCAGACCUGGUGAGGUCACACAGAGAUCGCAUCUCUAAAGCCCCCAACCUCAUCAACAUUGAGCUGUUCUGGAGAAGCUACAACAGCCGCAGGGAUCUGAUCAUUGACCGUAACAGCAACUUCAAGUGUCCCGUGAUGCUGGUGGUUGGGGAUCAGGCACCUCAUGAGGAGGCUGCUGUGGAGUGCAACAGCAAACUGGACCCAACAACAACCUCAUUCCUCAAGAUGGCCGAUGCUGGUGGUCUUCCCCAACUCACCCAGCCCAGCAAACUGACUGAGGCGUUCAAGUACUUCAUCCAGGGGAUGGGCUACAUGGCAUCGUCCAUUAUGACCCGUCUGUCUCGUUCGCGCACCGCCUCACUGUCUUCCUCCUACUCCAUGGACGGGGAGCGUCAGCGUUCUCGUACCCUGUCUCAGAGCUCUCAGGGCGGGCAGAUGCCCCCCAGCCCCUCCCAUACCAUGGAGGUGUCCUGCUGAAGAGAGAGAGAGAGAGAGAGAGAGAUGGAAGGAAGGAGAGCUAGAGGGAUGGAUGGAGAGCUAGAGAGAUGGAAGGAAAGCAAGAGUGAUGGAUGGAGAGCUAGAGAGAUGGAAGGAGAGCAAGAGGGAUGGAUGGAGAGCUAGAGGGAUGGAGAGCUAGAGGAAUGGAUGGAGAGCUGGAAGGAAAGCAAGAGGGAUGGAUGGAGAGCUGGAGGGAUGGAGAGCUAGAGGAAUGGAUGGAGAGCUGGAUGGAGGUAUGGAGAGCUAGAUGGAGGGAUGGAGAGCUAGAGGGAUGGAUGGAGAGCUGGAUGGAUGGAUGGAGAGCUAGAUGUAUGGGUUGUGGAUGAGAGUGGGAUGAUAGCAUUUGUCAGUAACCCACUCCCACAUCUCUUAACCCUGUCAUUCCCCCAGUCCAGCUAGCAGAAAGAGACAGAGACAGAAUGAGAGAUAUGCAGUAGAUAUAGUAAAAGUAGAGGGACAGAGGGAAAAUGAAAGACCGUUACUAAAACACUGUCCUCCCACAAAUCAUCUCAUUCUAAAACACUGUCCUCCCACAAUUCAUCUCAACCUCAUCUAUUCAUCUCUUUAGAGAGAAAGAGAGAGAGAGAAAUCUUCACCUAGACAGCGAAGGAUAGGGGGAAUGGAUAAUUGAAAUUAGGAAAUGGAAGAAAGGCAGAAUUUAGGAACGAGGGAAUAUAGAAAAAAAGGUAGCAAGAAAAGGGCAUUUUAGGGGCAUCGGCCAGUCCUCUCUCCCUCCCUCUAUCGGAAAGUCUGUCAGCCAAUAGAGCUCUUUAACCUAUGGAGUGGGAGGGGUCUGUAGUGACCUCACCGUAGUGUUAACCAAUAGUAAUAAUUAUGAUAAUGAGAAAUAUGACUAUGAUAUUAAUGCUAUUAAUAAUUAUACUGACAAUGAUGUAAUAAUAAUGUUAUAACAAUGUUUCUCUUUAAUUUUAAAGUUUGAAAUAUAUGAAAUAGAAGAAAAGACUAGGAGAAAUACUUAUAAUGAAAAUGUGUGUCUGUCAACUCCUUUAAUCAAUUUGUUAUGAUUUUUUGUAUUGUUGCUUUUUGUAACUUGCCUCAGUGAAUGGGGUGAGGCUUCUCAUUGGUCACGUGAACCUUAACCAUAGCAACAGCCAAUGAAAGUCUACUUCCUCCUUACUGUUGCCGGGUAGAUCAUGUCUUCCAUUAGCCCUGUUCAAGUGACACAUUUUUGUUCCCAUGAGGGGAUUGGGGUGGGUGAGUAAGGGGGGUGUGCUUGUUUGACUGUGUGGAGCAUCUGCAUGCCUGAUCUGAUUUCAGCCAAUGUGAAUAUAGACGGAAUGUUUCCUUUUCUUUUGUAUACAAAUAUGGGUUUGUGUGUGUGUGUGUGUGUGCGCGCAUGUGUGUUUGUUAUUAAGCUUUUGGGCAAAGAUUAGCAGAUGACGAUGAUGAGGAUGGAUGAAGAAGAGUGACAGUGUUAUAGUGAGUUAACUCCUACACUAGUAAAUCAGUAACAAGUGCUUCCAAUGCUGCUGGCAGUCCCAGACUCGGCCAGCAAGGGUCACUGUGUUUGUCCAGUAGGCUUUAUGACGACAUACAUACAUGUACCUGCAUGCUAUGGAGUGAAGUUCCCCUCUAGCUACAGAUCUAGGAUACGCUUCCCCUCCACCAAUCCCAACCUUAACCAUUAGUGAAGAAAAUGCUAAACUGACUCAAGAUCAGCAUCUAUGGGGCAACUUCCCCCUAUUCCAGCCUGCAUAUACCUCACUACUAACAUACUGUAGUCCUCAUCAAAGAGAUAAGAUAGCAAACACCUUGUUGAACAAGCACACUGUACAUGUUGUGUGAAAGCUAGAUGUAGGCAUUGCAUAGCCCUAUAGUGAUGCACCGAUCAUGACUGACAGCUGAGAGCACCAAUACCAAGUCUAUGACUUUGACUGACAGCUGAGCGAACCAAUACCUUGUCUGUCUGUUUGACUGUCAGCUGAGAGAACCAAUAGCAUGUCUCUCUGAAGUCAGGAGGUAUGUGGAGUGGACAGUACUGGACUAGAGUAUAGAGGUAGCCGUUUAGAAAAGGGAGUGUGAAAUAAGGCAUUAUUGUGUAACUGUGUGUUCCAGGGUGUUUGUGCGCGUUUGUGACUGUGUUUAUGUGCCGUGCAAGUGUGUGUGCAUUUGAAAGCUCUCAUACCUUCUAAGCACAAUUUAAGAGGCGAGAUGAGGAAAGGAUAGAACCCAUCCCCUGUCCCAUUGGACCUUCUUAUAAAUCAACAAUGAACCAGCCCCUACACUGCCAACUCCCUAACCCUAAACACUACACCCUAAACCUAGAGGGUGACUGUCCACACUCAUCAAGUCAUACUAUAGGAACCCUUCUCUGUAUGAAUCUCAGAACAGUUAGAGGUGUUGUAGACUUGUCAUAUACUCAAAGUCUAAGCUAAUAGCAGUUUUAUAGGAUUGUUUUAUAGGAUUGUAAUAGACUUUCAGUGAAAACUGAAUGUUAAAUUGUCAAUGUGAUCUACAUAUAGUAAAAGGUUAUAGACUAAAAGUACAUCCAUGUGAAGCUUAACACUGCCCUGAUCCUAACCAAUGGACUGAACACACUGUUAUAUGACCCAAAUACAGAAUACACUUGGAGAGCUGUGUGUAUGUUUUCGAGUGUGUGAAUGUGUGUGUGUGUGUGUGUGCAUGCAAUGUGUGUGUUUGGUUUCCGUAGUUCCGUGCAAUCAUUAAUAUGGCUUAUAUAACGUUUAAAAAGUAUUACUUUGAAUUUUACAAUCCUGUUUGCUCGUUUCUUUCCAAUUCUCUUCAGAGUUCCUCCCCCUUCCUCUCUUUUUAUAGUAGUCUGGUUGGAUGGUUGUUGAUGAAGAUACUGAGGAUAGGUCGGUUGAGAAGAGUAUUGUGAUGAUGGGGGUGAUGAUGAUGUUCCUAGAUAAUAAUUGGAACGUUAUGUUGAUGAUAUUUAGGCUCCUCCUAGUCUUGCAUUGAGAAUCAACCAAUCUGGAAUGGGAGCCUCGAGUAACACAGGGGAAAUGGGUGGAGCCUAAUAGUUUACCAAUAAAGGGAGAAGGGGGGGCUUACUGUUUGAGUUGAGAGUGCUGGACUGUGUGAAUGUACGCUUGUCCAUUUCUUCUUUUGUUUUUACUCUCGUUUUUCCUUCAAUCAUACUCUUUUAUUUUCCUCUUUCAUUGUUGACCUUUUAGUGUUAGUUUGCCGCCUCAGUGUGUUCACAAGUUAGACAACAGUGUGUUAAUUCUUGUGUAACUUUUUUUAGCAACAGCACUAAACAAAUGGGAGAAUAAUAUAAAUAGUUAACAAAACAUUUAAAAAUAACAGAAUACAAUCAAAUGUACUUGUGUCUAAUUUGUCUGUGUAAUAAAAUGAACAACCUAAAACAUUAAUGAGUAGUAAUAAAAGACGAAGAAAUCUUGA